AUGGCGUCGGACGCUCCUGCUCCCGCUGCAUCCGAGGACGUAUCGACGCCUGAGGCCACUGCGCCUCCACCGAGUACUGCUUCCCACACGAUGUCGACCAGGCCACGCCCCGCCAACCGCCGGCUCGCGGGGUCGACGCCUCGUGGGUACCCAGCGAUUGACUAUGACAGUCGAGCAGGCCCAGGUGGACUCUCACAGAAAGCAGCUGCGCCUCCCCCUUCCAGCGAUGGGGCCGCGCCUGCUGCUUCCAUCGCCAACCUGGCCAACAUCGUCGCCCAGCUCACUGCCCUCGUGACCAACACCACAAAGUUGAUCGAGGUCCUGUCGCAGCAACUCACUGCUGCAGUGCUGAUGGCCGCACCAGCCACGACCACUGUCAACCCACAACAGCUGCACCAAAGGAAGCGUUAG
This is a messenger RNA of Schistocerca gregaria, 411 nucleotides long. RefSeq lists its product as uncharacterized. The record is from RefSeq and is a predicted model, not a curated record. Bases 1 to 411 code for a protein of 136 amino acids. The transcript has a single exon. Lineage: Eukaryota; Metazoa; Arthropoda; Insecta; Orthoptera; Acrididae.